Dermacentor andersoni is the source of this 652-nucleotide messenger RNA. NCBI's taxonomy places the organism in Eukaryota, Metazoa, Arthropoda, Arachnida, Ixodida, Ixodidae. The record is from RefSeq and is a predicted model, not a curated record.
ACAAAUAUGAAAACGCAGUGGCAUUAAAAUUACGCAUGAUAUCCAGACAGCUGCUAACGUCACAGGAGAAAGCACGUGUAUAUAAAAAGGCGCAAGUAUAGAACCAUGAUCUGCUUCUGAAGAUCCAGUCUUAAAGAGGAUGGGGAAACUCAGCAUGAUUGCAAUAGUCGUCUUCGUUUUGAACGCAACGCCAGCACGGUCUUUCUCUAGCCCAACCACCACCGUUCCUCCUUUAUUCGUGAAUUACAGUGUUUCGCUGUUUAUGAACACCACGGAAGCGAUUUGGACUACGCUGUCAACUAAAAACAGUACGGUCUGGUGCAAUGUUGACAGGACGUCCAACAUAACCGACAACACCAUAUAUUUUAACCGUUCUUUUGUUGACGGUGGCGGCAAGUGGGUUACCCUUCCAUAUCGAGGAGAGGUUCCGGAGAAUAUGACCAAUAUUAUGUUGGCAGGAAUUACAGGAGCGCCAGUGAGCACUAACGAAAAAUUGGUGUAUGCAACAUCGAACUACAGUUGCGGUGUCUUUUAUGUGGACUACGUUGACGUGCGCCAGAGCAUCCAGCACACAGCCACACAGACGUGUCGACUUAAGAGAUUCCAAGAACUCGACAAUGGCAGUCCUGCAGGCCGCGUCAAGCAUCCUUAA